UAACACCCUUCCUUCGCUCCAAACUUGACUUGCCUUGCACACCACACCCACAAGUUCAGCUCCCAAACGUCUCAGUUUCGGCGAACCCUCUGUUUUCAUUCUCCAUCCCAAGCGCUCCAUAUCGGAGGGCAUCAAGCCGAACAACGGGCCGAGAAUCUCAUCUCGAUCUAGUGCAGUUUUGCCCCGCACACAUCGUCAACCAUAGCGAGCCACGAGGCUUUGUCUAUGCGAGUCCCGACAACGGAUUCACCCUAGACAUGAAUGGUUUCAUGUACAAGAAUGGUUGAAAGAGACGAGCUCGAGUCACUCUUAGAGACGGGAUCCUGGAGGACCUCGCGUUCCCGGAGUCCCCGUCCUUACGAUUCACAAAGUAGAGAGUACGACACCUCAAAGACCAGAGUCAGUAUUCCCAGGGUAGCGGAGCUGCCAUCGCGCACCAAGAAGCCACCGGCAGCAUAUGUCGAAGAUGAGGAGGAGUCGCUGGCAAAGGAGUACGGCUCGGUCGUGUCGGCUACCCCCGACGAGGAACCCAAGCACCGCGGCGACAUAGACCAGACGCCAAUACUGCAGUUGGUGCACGAGUACAACCCGGAGCGCCGAUUCGUGAUCAUCCCGGGCGCUGCUGUGGAGGAUGCCCCAAAGACCACACAGGCCAGAUAUGAAGCCAACACUUGCCGUAAAUACGUGGUAGUGUCCUCCGACAAGGGCACCGGCAACGGAGAGAGCGAGAAAAGAGACAGUCAGAGACAGCGACGGCCCAAAGAGGAGUCGCCGGGAUCGGAAGAAGAACCUGGUCGACAGAAGGCAAGGCCCGAUAUCCCGAAGCGGAAGAGCCAUCAGGAUCUGCCGAGGCUCAACACCGACUUUGACCACGAAGAGCCACCGCUCCGCCGGUCAAGCAGCCGGCGGGACCGGGAUCGGCCACUAGUGCACCAAGACCCUCGAGAGUAUCAAGACCCUCGAGAGUAUUCUUCGUCCCGCGACAGACCCAGCGCGAGACCGUCGGACGGCGACUUCCUUUCUCCUGCUGCUGUUCAGAGCACUAACAGGGGACGCUAUCGUGUCUACUCGGAUGUCCGAUCUGACGCUGGAUCGGGAUCCGGCCGUAGCCCCUCAGCCAGGAGAGAGGCCGAGGUUGAGAUGCCGGAGAGGCGGCGGCCGCACCGUUCAUCCCGGUAUCUGGCAAGCCCUGCCACUCAUCGACGGGCCUCUUCCACAACAAACAUGCGAAAUCGAGACGGCUCACCUGUCGAGAGGCCGAAGACACUAAUCCAACCCUACGGCUAUGGCGACCCCGGUGAGAUUCUCGCCUUCAUGUCACCGGGAGAUGAUUUCAUGACGGGAAGGCCCGGUAGGGACCUGUCUCCGCCAAGGAGGCCCAGGACCAGCAACUCUCCACCACCUCACCCUCGGGGUGCCAGAGAUAUGCCUGGUGCGUCACCGAGUCGCCGGCGCCAGCCUCGAUCCACGAACCGAGACCGCGACGGAUACUCGAGCGAUGAUAGCUAUAAGGAGCGGCGUUCGAACCGUGCCGAGCGUCCUUACCCGACGCGGUCUGCGCCAGAGCCAGAACACACGUCGACCAUCUCGCCAGACCAAGCGCGGCGUCAGAAUCCCAGGCUUGGUGCGGUUCCGCCUCUAGCUGCACCACUCCCGGAUGAAGUACCCCAAAAGAGUCCUCGAAGUGCAACGUUUCCGACCGAUAAGAGUGAGCGGUUUGGUGAGCGCUCCAUGUCACCAUCUUCAGCCGCGAGCGCCUCUCCGUCCCGGCGGCAGGGUCAGAGCAACAGGUUGUCGCACCCAGGAACGCAAUCUCGGGAUGCGAGCGUCGGCUCAGGGUCUAACGGGUCUGCCUCGCUGCCGCCGACGGCGCCGGGCUCACUCCCUCGCGCUGCUACCCUGGAUAGACCGCCAGCAGGGCCGGUAGUCAAUUUGAUGCGGCAAGAGUCCUCAGAUGCCCAGUCGCCAACGCUAUAUUGGCAUUCCGACCGUCGCAUUGAGCACGACGCUGGAUAUGGAGACGAUGACGACUCGACAAGCCACGCUCUCGCCCAACUUCCCGACUGCCCGUGGAAGUAUCCCACCGCGGUUCGGAGCAGGGCGGGAAGCGACCAGUUCCUGACCCUUAAGAGGGCCGAGAACUUCAGAAUCUGUCGUGAGUGCUACCGGGCGCUGUUCGCCAACACCGAGUUUCAACACAUGUUCGUCGCGGCUCCUAUCCGCUCCGGGGAUCAGAUGCUGUCGUGCGAUUUUGGCGCUUCUCCCUGGUACCGCAUCGCGUACCUCAUGACGCUAAAACACGGCUAUCCGGACCUGCGUCUAUUGCAAGGGAUAGCAUCCGUCGCAGCGCGAUCGCAGGCCUGUGCGGGGAGCCAAGUCGCGUCGCGCGUCUGGUACAGCAUGAUGGCGCCAAACUCGAGGCGCCCGAUUUCUACGUUCAACGUCUGCCUCGGAUGUGCCAAGAUGAUCGAGGUUCUCCUGCCAAACCUUGCGGGUGUCUUUGUGCCCCUCGAUUCGCACGAGGUGACGCGCGGGGUCUGCGAGCUCUACUUUGCGCCGGACAGGAAGCGUUUCUUUGAUUACUUUGAGGAGAUGAAGACAACGUCGGAUAAGGCUCUUGCUCGCAGGACCGCCCCCGACGUUGUCGAGCUUGUUGACCGCAUCCGGGAGAUAUCGAUCCAUGAUGAGUGCUUGCGCAACACUCCGAUCCCCAACCGAAGAUGGCACGUCCUUCAGCGCGUGCCCGAGUUCACGGUGUGCGAAGAGUGCUUCAAUACCGUCGUCUGGCCAAUGAUCGAAGACGCGGACAACGGCAGCGAGGUGCCGCGGAAUUUUUACAAGUACAAGCAACCGAAGCCCGUCGCGUCGUGUCAGCUGUACAGUGAUCGAAUGCGGCGGGUCUUCUUAGAGGCGUGCAAAUACGACGACUUUGAGUUCCUGGCCAGCUGCGUCCUCCACAGACUGCAGGCUCUAUCUGAUAUCAGGGCGAGGUACAACGAAUUGCAGAGGGAGGGCCAGGACGAUCCGGCGGUGCAGGAUGAGCUUGCAGCGCUGGCAAGGCAGUUCAAGGAGGUUGAGUAGCACUUGAUUAUGGGGAAGUAUCCAGACCGAUUUGAUAUGUCCCGAAGGAACGUUGGGAUAAGGCCGAGGAAGGGGGAGGGAAGGUAUUAGGGAGGGCCAAGGGU
Messenger RNA from Thermothelomyces thermophilus ATCC 42464, 3185 nucleotides. RefSeq lists its product as uncharacterized. The record is from RefSeq and is a predicted model, not a curated record. Lineage: Eukaryota; Fungi; Ascomycota; Sordariomycetes; Sordariales; Chaetomiaceae. The transcript is spliced from 2 exons. The coding region runs from base 280 to 3081 and encodes 933 amino acids.